AGAAAAGUGUUCUGUUAUAAAGCGUCAACGAUACUGUAGAAUGGGUCAACAUAUACCAUAAGUUUUCCAAAAGUUUUGCGAUUUUCCAGCUUGUCCACGCAUAAGUGCAGUUUCAUUCGGCAACAAAAGUACAAGGAAAUGGGGAUUUAUUUUAAGAUGAUCUUAAAAUACUCUCAACACUAUUUCUCUCGGAGACGGUAGCCAGUUGAGUGUUGUUGGUCGUUGAUGAGUUAUCAUGGUACUUCUCACGAGUCAUAUAUUUACUAUUUUGGCGAUAAUAAGUUUGAUAUGGAUAUCACCUAUUUGGACAUGGAACUUGAACGAUCGUCGAUACGAUGGAUAUGAUCUUGAAAGAGGUCCAGUCUUUUACGAAGCUUACUAUCCGGAAAAUAACGAUAACAAUCCAAGCGAAUAUCAAGAAAAACGUUAUUUCGAUCGGGAUCCAGUAAUAGAGAGAACCUUUCAAAUACCAACUGACAGAAAAGAAUACAUGGAAGAUAGAUCAAAGAACGAAUAUCUCGAUCGUUUAGAAUAUUUAAGAUACGAUAAUUCUUAUAAUCCCGACACGAAAUUAUCAAGAAUACAAAAUUAUCCAAAAACAGAAUCAUCGAGGAAUUAUGAAAUCUCACGUAAAUUUUACGACGUUAAUUCUCUUUCUCCGAAUUAUAUCAAAUUAAUUCGAAAUAUUCCGGAAGAUUCGUUGACUUCGAAAAAUCUGGACAAUUGGAAUACGUUGGGCAAUUAUUAUUUACGCUUUGAUCCGAAUUUUGACAAAAGUGACAUUAAUAGUAGAUCAAACUUUCGAGGAAUACCAGAUCGAGGUUUUUUAAAUGAAGAAAAUAUGUUUGAGAAGAGAAACGACGAGAAAAAAACUGAAUCUAUUCGGGAUAUUCGACAGAAUUUGUCUGCUGCAUCACCACGAGCUAUUCAACCUUUAGAAAUACCUAAGGAAUUUGAUUCGAUAAGGAGACUGUCACCGAGAGAUUUACAAAAUCAUAAUUCGUUCGAUACAAUAAAUUCUAUUAAUUAUAUAAGAUAUCCGCGACAAGAGUACAACUAUUUUGGAAAUAGAAAUGACCCAGAAUCUGAAAAGUGGAUUCCUCAAAAUCUUUCGAACGAACAGAUGGAAGGAAUUCCAAGAAAUGUUAAUUCGUUACCCUCGGAAAAUAUAUUUGCUCCGAGACCUCAAGUGAUCAAUUAUGUAUUUUCAAAGGAUUCCUCGAUCGAACAAACCGAGAAACCAAUUACAACGAUCAAGGAAAUAACAAAUAACGAUGAACCACGUAAAUACGGGGACAAUCUUUUGCAAGAGGAAUUAAAUAAGGAGGAAGAGAGCAAAGAUAAAAAUACAAAAGUUACGUCGAUUGAAAUCAGUGAAGUACCCAGACAUAAAAUACGUCAUCAUCACGGAGAAUGGCUACGUAAUUUUUCUCGUGGGCAAAAGUAAUCCCUGAUAUCAAGUGUUAAUUAAGUUCAAAACAAAGAGAAAAAAAAAGAAAAAUAACUUUAAACGAGAUUUUAUUUACAAUAGGAUUUUCAAUUCGAUCAUCGCUUUUUAAAUAUAAUAUUAAGAUCGUAUGCGUUAUGCCCGGUAAGUUGAUCUUUAAAAACCAUCCACUUCGAACAGCAUAUUUAUUAUUACAUAUCUUUUUUAUAAUUAUACAAUUUUCUUUAUAACAGUGUAGAAUAUAAUCUCGCUAUAAGGAGACAUUGUCCCGUGAUAAUCAUGAUUAAAUAUCGAAAAUACACUUCUCAUAAAUGGAGAUUAAUUGAUUGCAUAAAGAAAAAAAAAAAGAAAAGAAAAUAGUUAUCAUAUAAAAUUAUUACUGUGACAGUAAUACAAAAGAGAAAGUAAUUAUAAAAUACGAUAAAAUCAAUUACGAUAGAGAGAUUAUCUUCUAUUUAUGAUAAGUGUGUACAUUUAAUGUAAUGAUUUAUUUCAAUGUAAGUACCAAUGAGUAAGCCAAACGAUAGAUUAAAUUUAAGCACAACAAAC
This is a messenger RNA of Polistes canadensis, 1996 nucleotides long. RefSeq lists its product as uncharacterized. NCBI's taxonomy places the organism in Eukaryota, Metazoa, Arthropoda, Insecta, Hymenoptera, Vespidae. The record is from RefSeq and is a predicted model, not a curated record. The coding region runs from base 236 to 1447 and encodes 403 amino acids. The transcript is spliced from 2 exons.